This is a messenger RNA of Aspergillus glaucus CBS 516.65, 1560 nucleotides long. RefSeq names its product Zn(II)2Cys6 transcription factor domain-containing protein. Gene Ontology annotation, molecular function: DNA-binding transcription factor activity, RNA polymerase II-specific; zinc ion binding. The transcript has 6 exons. Gene Ontology annotation, biological process: regulation of DNA-templated transcription. Bases 144 to 1445 code for a protein of 433 amino acids. The record is from RefSeq and is a predicted model, not a curated record. NCBI's taxonomy places the organism in Eukaryota, Fungi, Ascomycota, Eurotiomycetes, Eurotiales, Aspergillaceae.
CGGGAGAGCGCGAUAAGGGAAGUUAUGGAAGGGGUUUCUAGGCAUUGAUUGAGGACUUCUUUGCCAAUGAAGCCGGUGCUUCCUAGGAGGAUGGCUUUCAUGUUGGUCGGUGUGAGAUUUAACAAGAAUGAGUGUCCUGAUGAAUGGCAUUAUCACCUAUGGCGGAGGAGCCAGCUCCCGAAUCCGCCUCCGCCUCGCGGCAGAAGAGCUGCAACGCCUGUGUGAAAGCCAAACGAGGCUGCGACAAGCGGCAUCCGGUCUGCUCAAGAUGCGAGGGGAAAAAGAUUUCAUGUAUCUAUGCCAAGCGGCCAUACGCCGAAGCUUUUCAGAGCGGCUUUGACUUCGAUCCGGUUGAGUUGGAUAUGCCCUGGGCGGGAUUAACUGCUCCGUCGUCGUCGAUUAAUCUUGUUGAUGAUAUCCCAGCUAGCCCCGCCACCUGCCUGCCGACUCUCGAUGCAUUCAUCGACCCGUUCCUAACCUUUGCAGACAACCAAGCCACAUCAUCAAGUGGCAUGCAGCUUGUCAACAGUGCGCGCGGGCAGCUCGGUCAACAACAAGAGAAUCAACAGGGACUCAGUAAAUUUGAUUAUGCUCAAAUGGCUGAUAUAUGUAUACAAUACGAGCCAUGGCAGGUCUACGACCCAAAUACCAAGAUGCAUUUCAUUGCCCAAAGCCUAAAAAGCUACCCCAGCACCUUCGUCAAAGACAGCCACACGCCCUGGAUGCAUAGGUAUCUGUACAAAGACCAAAUGCCGUCCUCAAUACAGUCCUGUCUCACUGUCUGUGCACUUUAUAGUAGCAUGACGAGUAGCAACAAGGCUUCGGUAUUCAGAGUUCUUUGCCAAAGUCUGAGCGAGCUCAAGCAGCAACAGCAGUUGGCAAACACUCCUCUGGAAAAGCUGGCAAGGGCCCAGGCGCUAUUCUUAUAUCAGAUAAUCUGUCUGUUUGAUGGGGAUCUUACUCUAAGAUCCAAUGCUGAUCGGGACAUGCUGUUAUUGCAGGACUGGCUGGAUGACCUGUGCAAGAUUAGAGAGAACCUUGGGAUGCCAGAGUGUGUGAAUGGCCUUGACAUUUGGGAGACUCCAAGGUCAUGGGAGUGGUGGAUAUUUUCUGAAUCUGUCCGGCGAACCAUCGUCAUAGCCUAUGCCUUCCUCGGGCUGUGGAAUUUGAUGUGCAAAAAUAAUGACCAUGUAUUUUUUUCCGCUUGGAAAUACCUUCACUGCUGGACCAUGUCUCGACCCUUGUGGGAGGCACCGUCAUCCUUCGACUUCUUUCUGAGCUGGAGGAACAAGCCGCAUCACAUUAUUGAGAAUUUCGAGUUCGAGAGCUUUCUCGAAUGUGGAAGCGCCGACGAUGUCGAUGAUUUCGCCAAAGUCCUCAUGGUAGCUUAUAUGGGGUUAGAUGAGACGAAGCAGUGGUUCAUGGACAAAGGCUCUGUAUUUUGAGAGUCUGGAUAUCAUUUUGUAACAUAACGGAGUUCUUGCUGGGCUGUAGAUAUUCUACCAUCAUUUACUUCAAUGGUGUCGAAUUUAUCUCGCAUUUAGUUACAAUUUAUUAUUG